AUAGCGUGUUUUACAGCACUGUGACUUGCUCUACGUUCUUUUCACGUCUGUAAAAUGUAAAACAAAAAUUUCAUUUUAUUGCACUUAAAGCGACACAGUCCAACCAAAAAAGAAAGAAAAGAAACCAACGUAUUUUUUUUUAGUGCAAUUGUGUAGUAAAUCAACAUCCAUACCCAUGUUAACCGAAGCCCCCAUGGCCAGUGACAACAUAAUGGACGAACUAGCAUCAUUGAUACGCACCGAAAUCCCCGAUGGCCGCCAGAGUCUGCGCGACAGCUACACGAAUCUGGAGCGUGUCGCCGACUACUGCGAGGACACCUACUAUCGUGCCGAGAACAAGAAGGCCGCCCUCGAGGCCACCAAGAACUACACAACCCAAUCCCUGGCCAGUGUAGCGUAUCAGAUCAACACCUUGGCCUACAGCUAUAUGCAACUGUUGGAUUUGCAGGCGCAGCAGCUCAGCGAGAUGGAGUCCCAAAUGAAUCACAUUGCUCAGACGGUCCACAUACACAAGGAGAAAGUGGCCAGGCGCGAGAUUGGCGUCCUGACAGCGAAUAAAGUGAGCUCACGCCAGUUCAAGAUUGUGGCGCCCAUCAAUCCGGAGAAGCCCAUCAAGUAUGUGCGCAAGCCCAUCGACUAUUCCAUACUGGACGAGAUUGGCCAUGGCAUCAACUCGUCGGCCCAGCACGUUGUGCGCCAGAAGCAUCGCGGCUCGAGUCAUGGAUCGGUGCAAUCGCUUGUGCCGUCAUCGGUGGGCCCUCCGCCCACCACAAAGCCACCAACGCCGCCGCAAAUGUCGCGUGCGGGUAACACGGGCACCUUGGGCAAAUCGGUAAGCAAUACGGGCACGCUAGGCAAGAGUUCGCGAGAGUAUCGUACACCACCGGUGGUUAAUCCGCCCCAGGUGCCGUCGCACUAUGCGCCCAACUAUCCCAUUGGGCAUCCCAAGCGUAUGUCGACGGCCUCGUCCACCACCACCAAUACCACGGGCGGCGGUGCAGCGGGCAAUGAGCGUGCCGCCGGCUACAGUGCGCUUCCCAUGCCGCCUAGCCAGCAAAUUGCGACGCAUGUGAAUCUACCGUCGGCGGGCAUGAUGCAAUCGCUGCCGCCACCGCCGCCAACGACUUACGAUGACAGGAGCAGCAUGCCACCAGCACCUCCUUCGCCGCUGACCGUAUCGCAGCAUGAGAUGACCGAACAGAGCCACAUUGGAAUGCACACGCUUGGCCGCAACAUCAACAGAAAUCAUUUCAGUUUGAACUUUGCACGUCCUGGUUCGCAAUCGCCUCCAUUGCCACCACCGCCGCCGCCGGAGGAUGAGCAUCAAGACUUUGGACGUCCACGCACUUCCACUGGCCCUCAAUUGGCGCCCAUUGUGCCAGAAGAUCAGAACUUGCCCGGCUGGGUGCCCAAAAACUAUAUCGAAAAGGUGGUCGCAAUUUAUGAUUAUUAUGCCGACAAAGAUGAUGAGCUCAGUUUCCAGGAGAGCUCCGUUUUGUAUGUGCUGAAAAAGAAUGACGAUGGCUGGUGGGAGGGUGUUAUGGAUGGUGUAACCGGUCUGUUCCCUGGCAAUUAUGUGGAGCCAUGCGUCUAAGCACUGCCAAUGGAAUCAACAACAAUAACAAUAAUAUGCAUUAUGACAAAGACGAUAACGAUUUGCGCAUAGAAGUUAAUGAUAAUUAUACAACUACAGCCACAGUGCACGCUCGUAAAAGUAUUCCACUAGCAUAAACCGAAUGGCAACAAGCUGCAUCUACACACACACAUGCAUAUGUACUUUAAUAUGUAUAACACACACAUACAAGCACACGUACACACACACACAGUCCUAUGAGUAUACAAGACACUCCAGCAACAAUUGUCAAAGCAUUUAUAUGAUCUACGUAACGUAAACUAUAAACUAAUUAAAUAACCUAAAUAGCCGAAAAUAGCCCAAAGUAACGAAAAAUGCAAGAGAAAUUGAAAUACACAUUAAUAUUACCUAUUUAGUACAUAUACUGAUAUAGACGAAUUCGGCCCCCAAGUCAGUUAUGAAGUGUUUAAAUAUUUGCUAGUGUUUAUAACAAUUUUGUAAGGCGCUUUCUUUUUUGUGUUUACAUUGCGCUUGGGUUUUGACCGAACGACCCAUUUUGCCACACCACCUCACCACUCCCACACACACACACACACCCAACCCCCGCGCAGUGUCGUAGGUUAUACGAAUUUCAGUUAGCCCUUAAGUAUGGGCCAAUUGGUAUUGCGUUUAAUAUUUUUUUGUAAUACUACAUUCUACCCAACACACUUACAAAUAAUUAUGCAGAGAUAUUAUUUGCGAUUAUACUAAAGAUUUAGUUAACAUGAAAUUACCACAAUGAAAUCAAAUUACAUUUAUAAAAUAUACAGCCACAUGCAUUAUAUGGUCAAAUAGCUAAUAAAAUUUCGAAAUUUCAAA
Molecule: messenger RNA, 2431 nt
Organism: Drosophila grimshawi
Lineage: Eukaryota; Metazoa; Arthropoda; Insecta; Diptera; Drosophilidae
Gene: Abi
Product: abl interactor 2
Exons: 6
Coding region: 176-1594 (472 amino acids)
Molecular function (GO): SH3 domain binding
Source: RefSeq, a predicted model, not a curated record